Messenger RNA from Apis florea (little honeybee), 2386 nucleotides. RefSeq names its product protein takeout. The record is from RefSeq and is a predicted model, not a curated record. Lineage: Eukaryota; Metazoa; Arthropoda; Insecta; Hymenoptera; Apidae. Gene Ontology annotation, biological process: multicellular organismal reproductive process.
UCGAUCCACCUAGCUGCCUUGAUUCCUCAUCUCGAUCUCGUGUGUUUUCGAAGCAACAAAAGAGAAAAGAAGAGAAAAAAUUUAAAUUUAAAGAAAAACUCCUUAAAAAAGAAUAUAAAAAAAUAACGGUGAAUUAGUGCGUGCAAAUUCAUAAAUACACAGUGCUUAAAUUCAACUUAAAUUUUAAGAGUUAAAAAGAAUAAACUAAAUAAACUAUCAUUGUUGAUAUUUUAAACGGAACUUUUUUUUAAAAUUUAAUAAAAUUGAAAGAUUUCUUCUUUGGUUCAUUUUUGAUCUCUUGAUUGGUGGACCUCCAUCGAGGUCGAACCGAUUCUCCAAGAUGCUGCCGCAACGAAGGAUAAUGAUCUGUGCGGUGAUUUUCGGACUGUUCUCUGGCGAAUUGGUGUCCUGUGAUAACAAGGAAAGCAAAAACGUCGCAUUGAACGAGCCCGACUUCGAAACUCCUGAGUACAUAUUACCCUGCAGUAGGUCAGAUCCCAAGAUAGACGUGUGCUUUCAGAAUACGUUGAAUCAUCUGCAGCCAUAUUUGCUGAAGGGUAUCCCUGAAUUGGACUUGCCCCCGAUCGAGCCGUUGAUCAUCCCCGAACUGGGAAUGGAGAACGGCCAAGGUGCUGUCCGCGUCAGGGCACUGUUUUCCAAUAUCACGGUUAUAGGCGCUGGAAAUUACACGUUGACGAAGUCACGAGUCGAUGUGAAAACUUACAGGCUCGACAUUCAUUUAGCAUUCCCGAAGAUCGAACUUCAAGGCCGUUACGAGGUCGUAGGAAACGUGUUGCUCUUCCCCAUUCAGAGCCAUGGCGAAUUUUGGGCGCUUUUCGGUGAUGUCCAGGCGAUCGGCCGUAUCCAGGGUGCGGAGGAGAUCCGCGACGGGGUUCGUUACUUGAAAGUGGCGCGGAUGCUGGUCGAUUUCGGUCUUGGCCGUGCCCGUUUCCGUGUGGUCGAUCAAUUGAACGGGGACAACGUGAUCGGCCAAGCGAUGAACCAGUUCCUCAACCAGAACGCGAAGGAGAUCAUCGAGGAGAUGAGACCGGCGGCGAGCGCCAGUAUCGCGAAACACUUUAAGAAUUUCCUUGGCAAGGCUUUGAACAAGGUUCCGUUGAAAGUUUGGCUUCGCGACACGUAGUUUCUUUCAAGAACCGUCCUCUUUUUCUUUUUCUUUUCUUUUUUUUUUUUAUUUCAUUUUUCUGAAACGAUUUUACACGUGGACGUGAAUGUGGAAUCGAACGUGGAAUCGAUGAGAGUCAAAGGUGAGAUGGAGAAGGAUUCGUGGAGGAACUUUGAUGGACAGGCUGUUUUGAAAUUGUGCACAAUGUGGUUGAAGAAGAAGAAUGAUUAAUUCGGGGAAAUUUAUCGUUUAAGGAUUAUUACGAGUCGAGGUGGUGUUUGAGUGAAGUUGUUUUUGCUUAUUUGAACUUUGGUUGAGAGAUAAUUUUUUCUUCCUUUUUUUUUUUUUUAUUUUCUUUUAAAAGUGAAAGUUUUGUUUCUCCUUAGGAUGAUGAUUUCUAUCCUUCAAUUUUUCUAUAUUCUUUUUUUUUUUCUAAUUUUAUUCUAUUCGUGAUCUUUAUAAUUUUCAGAUACGCCUCUACAUUGUACCAUUUUCUGUUGCAUUUCAAUAACAAAACAAAUGUCUAGUAUCGUUGUAGCUACGUUAUCGUUAAUUUCAAUUGCAGUGCAAUGAUCUUUCGUUUGACAUUUGCAUUAUCGUUGAUGUAUGGCACAUACACCGUGCAUUAAAGAUGCAUCAAUCGCUGACCUAAAAAUGUAUCGUCCAAUUUUGCAAAUUUAUUUCUUGCAACGAGAUUACACGUAUAAUUCUAAUACGAUGCAAUUUAAUUUUAUCUUCUUCUGACAAUUUUUGCAUUUUCCUCUUACAUUUAUCUCGACAAAAUGAUUAUUGUUGUUGUUCAAAUAUUAUACAUCGAAUUUUAAGACAAAUCGUGAAUUUUUAUUUUGAAAGAUGAUAUUUCUCCUUGUCGAAAUGUCAGAUUAAACAACAGGAACGAGAAAGGAAAAAUAAAAAUAUAAUUCUAUCUACGUACUUAAGUAAGUAAAUAAUUUUGUCACGUCUAAAAAUCUUUUCGAAUAACAUGUGAAAAUUCGAGAUAAUACGAUUUUCUGUGUAACAUUGGCUGUCAGGAUUGCGAUAGUUUCUUGUUUACAAAGGUACGUAACGACGAUACACGGUAUUAGUCAUCAUAUUGAAAACAUUUAUAUUUUGUGUUUUCAUUAUGAUAUGAAGUAUUGUAGAUCUAUUGUAGAAAAUAUCAUGCCUUAAAUAUACAUCGUGUAAUAAUAAAAUUUUAAAUCUAGAAUUCAAUUGAGAAUAAAAUAAAAAUGCCAGGAUACAGUUUCGUACAUGUUUUAA